Molecule: messenger RNA, 5178 nt
Organism: Gossypium arboreum
Lineage: Eukaryota; Viridiplantae; Streptophyta; Magnoliopsida; Malvales; Malvaceae
Exons: 11
Coding region: 528-4814 (1428 amino acids)
Source: RefSeq, a predicted model, not a curated record
GGAGGGACAUUUGUUGCAAAGAGUCAUUGCCGUUUCAAAAUCUUAAAAAGUUAAAAACUUGUCCGAAAGAAAACAUACUCUCUCUCAUCCUUUCUCUCUCUACUGUAUCUUUUUAGGGGCAGAGAGAGAAGUGUAGAGAGAGAAAGCAAGGCCACCAUAGAAAAAGAAAGAAAAGAUUGCCAUUUGAGAAAUGAGUAAAGCGAAAACCAUCUUUGUCUUUCUUAGGGUUUUCUUCAAACUUAAAUAAAUAAAAUAACUAAAAUAAACACCCUUUAGACUUAAAUUCUUCAACUUCUUUGAACUUAAACUACAAAAAGAAGAAAGAAAGAAAGAAAGAAAAAAAAAAAAACCAAAUGCAGGUACCCAUUUGAGAGUCGAUUCCUAGGAUCCGAUUCCCUACUCCAAGAUCUCACCAUUUAUUCUUGUUCCCUUGUAUAAGCAGACAUUGGCUACUUGUUUCCCUAAGAAGUAUAUUUGCGCAUGUGAAGUUUUUGGCUCGAAAAUUUUGUAAAUAUUAUAGAGUGAAGAUGAAACCCGACAGGCUUCUUGAUUAUGCGGUGUUCCAAUUGUCACCGAAACGUUCGAGAUGUGAAUUGUUUGUUUCGAGCAACGGGAACUUGGAAAAGCUUGCUUCUGGAUUAGUAAAGCCUUUUGUUACUCAUUUAAAGGUGGCAGAAGAGCAGGUUGCACUGUCACUUCAAUCAAUUAAGCUUGAAGUUGAAAAGUGUAAAAAUGCCGAGACUUGGUUCACAAAAGGAACACUUGAGAGGUUUGUGCGAUUUGUUAGUACACCAGAGGUGUUGGAAUUGGUGAACACAGUGGAUGCAGAGAUGUCUCAGUUGGAAGCAGCUCGAAGAAUAUAUUCAGAGGGGGUGGGAGAUCAGCCUUCUGGCGCAUUAGGUGGAGAUGAUGCAGGAACAAUGGCAGCUGCUGAUGCAACAAAGAAGGAGCUUUUAAGAGCUAUUGAUGUGCGUCUUAUUGCAGUACAGCAGGACUUGGCAACAGCUUUCACUCGUUCAUCUGCAGCUGGUUUUAACCCUGACACUGUGUCUGAACUCCAACAAUUUGCAGAUCGGUUUGGUGCUCAUUGCUUGAAUGAGGCUUGUACCAAAUUCAUAUCAUUAUGCCAGAGAAGACCAGAACUGAUUGGCCCAUGUCAAUCAGGUAUUAAUGAUCAGGUGGUUCGAGCCUCGUGGGGAUCUGACAUGUCAAUCGAUGACCCCGAUGAAGACCAAAAUGGGUUCCAUGUUAAUAGUAGGCCCCACAAACCUUGCCAAAAUAUGCACCAAGAACAACAACUACAACCAACCACAAAGCAGACCCAGCACCAUAUAGACCAAUCAAAGCUAGCCACAUCUCAACAACCAAACCCUUCAAGUACUUCACAACAAAGUUCUCACGCUGAAAACAAGGAAGAAGAGAAGAAAGAGGAAGGGGUGACUGAGUCAUCACCUAGUCAAGUCAGUCAACCGACUAGGCGGCUUAGUGUACAGGAUAGAAUCAAUCUCUUCGAGAAUAAACAGAAGGAGAGCUCAAGUUCUGGAGGCAAACCCGUUGCUGUUGGCAAAUCUGUUGAACUGAGAAGACUUUCAUCUGAUGUAUCAGCUGCUCCUGCAGUUGCUGAAAAGGCGGUGUUAAGAAGAUGGAGUGGUGUGAGUGACAUGAGCAUUGACUUGGGUAAUGAGAAGAAGGAUGGUAACCCAGAUAAUAGCCCUUUGUGCACACCCUCCUCAUCUUCAGUGUCUCAAGGUAAAAACAAUGUGUUUCAAGGCUUAUCAGAUGAUACAGAACAAAAAGAUGAAAAGGGUUUGAGUGACAAGGUUAAUUCAGGUAAAGUGGAAUCCACGAGUGGUCCUAAUAAAGCAGCUGGUUCUGGGUUGAAAGAUCCAGGAGAACUGCACUUGCAGGUUGGUAAUCUUUUGGGGAAAGAAGAGGGUGUCGGGUUGAAGGGGUGGAUAAAUCAGAAGGAUCAACUGGGAUCACAGAACGGCCAAUAUCAGUCUUUUACAAGUAAGUCUGAGCAGGUCGAGCUGGAUGAUCAAGUUGCUUCUCAACAGAAGGUUAAGGGUUCCUUAACAGGAGAGAGGAGAGGUUUGGAGGUGCAGUCUCGAGUUUUUCCUGAUAAGGCUGUGUUUGUGGGUGUUAAAAACCAGCUCACUCAGUCACAGGUUGGAGUUUUUGCAGAUGAAGUGGGGGAGGCUACACCUGAGGGUGAAUUAAAGAAUAGAGUAGAGGCUCAAAACAAAGAACAAUCAGUAAGAAAAGUGCGCCUUAGGGCUCCAGGUCACUCCCGAACAUUAUCGGCGCAGUUUGAAGGUGGUAUUGGAUUAAAAACAAAGGAGGCUCAGUAUAAAAGCAGUGAAGGUGAUCAGUACACUACUCAGCCACAGCUGCAGUGGAGAUCUUUUACUGGGGAAGUUGAGGAAGUGGGAACAAAAGACAUAGCAUCAACUGAGAGGCAAAUAAGCAAAAUCGAGGGUUCUGGAGUGCCUAAAAUGAAGUUUAAGAAACAGGUUGCAGUAGGAUCUGAACAGAGCAAGAAGUCACAGGGUAGGAGGGAAGAAGGUGGUUCUGUUUAUGCAAAUAACAAGUCUGUUCCUGGUAAAAAGGUUCUUGAGAAUGAAGAGAGUUUAACUACCCCAAUGGCUUCAGUAGAUCAAACUCCAAGGAUAAGGCAGACUAGGGGAAACCAGGAGCUGAAUGAUGAGUUAAAAAUGAAGGCAAAUGAACUUGAAAAGCUUUUUGCAGAGCACAAACGUCGGGUUCCUGGUGAUCAAUUAAGUUCUGCAAGGAGAAGCAAGCCUGCUGAUGAGCAGAUUGAACAGGAAGGAAGCUCACAGUACAACAAGCCUGUGGCAGUAGAUGUAUCUCCUCUGCAGUUGCCUGACAAAAACUCAACAUCUGAAUCAGUGGGGAGCUUGAGUAAUAUUGCUAACUUUUGUACUCCUCCUACAAAGAUGGUCAAUAACCAGGACUGUGCUGAUAGUUUGAGGCAGGAUUUCUCUAGUAUCAGCUUUUCAGGUGACUCUAGAGGAAAAUUUUACGAAAAGUACAUGCAAAAGAGAGAUGCAAAGCUGAGGGAAGAAUGGAGUUCAAAAAGGGCUGAGAAGGAAGCCAAAUUGAAGGCUAUGCAAGAUAUCCUUGAGCAAAGUAGAACUGAGAUGAAGGCCAAGUUUUCUGGUGCUGUUGAUAGACGGGCUUCUAUAUCUAGUGCUCGUCGACAAGCAGAGAAAGGGAGGUCUUUCAAUUUACGGUUGCAGAGGGAGCAGCAUCCAAUAAGUUCAAUCCAGAGCGAAGAGGAUGAAGAUCUUCCUGAGUACUAUGGACAGGAUAGAUCGUAUAACGAGGCAUCUUUACUUGAUGGUUCUUCCAGGAGCUCCAACACUAAGAAGCUUUUGCCCAAUAGAAAUGCCUCUCUAUCCACUCCUCGCACCACAGCAGUCACAGUUCCACGCUCAGCAGCUAAAGUUUCUAAUCCCAGUUCUGGAAGGCGAAGAGCACAAUCUGAAAAUCCUCUUGCCCAGUCAGUUCCCAACUUUUCUGAUCUCACAAAAGAAAAUACAAAGCCCUCUUCUGGAGCUGGCAAGGUGACGAGCCAUUUCCAAGCGAGAAACUAUGCUCGUAGCAAGAGUAAUAAUGAAGAGAUUGCUCUUGGCAAGGAUGAACAGUCUCGACGGUCUCAGUCCCAUAGGAAAAGCUUCGCUGGUCCUGUAGAUGUUUCAGAUGUGCCAGCCUUGAACUCUGAUGACAUAGGUUUGGCACCUUUGAAAUUUGAUAAAGAGCAGAUGGGCCAGAGCUUCAAUGACAAAUCUCUGAAGAAUGAGGAAGCAAAGCCUUUCCUCUGGAAAGGUAAUGGUGUUGGUCCUGGUGCUGGAGUAAAUACUGCUAAGUUCAAAGCAUCAGAGACAUUUGCGACUCCAAAUGGCGAAGAAUCCGAUGAGCCAGAAUUUGAAGCAGAUGAUUCUAUGGAUAUGGCCAAUGAAGACGAAGAGGACGAGCUUGAAACUAUGGCUGUUGAUGAUUCUGCUGACAUGGAAAAUGGAAGAUCAAGACUGAGCCAGGAAUCAGAUAAAUUAGAUAAUUCGGGGUCAGAGAUUUGUGAUUCCUUGAGGUCUCCUUCUCAGGUUGACCCUGCAUCAGUUGCCGAACUGCCUGCUCCAAUGCUCACUACAUUCCAUACUGCAGUAUCCCUGCAGGAGUCACCAGGAGAAAGUCCCGUGUCCUGGAAUUCACGCAUGCACAAUACAUAUUCUUAUCCCCAGGAGACUUCAGAUAUUGAUGCCUCCAUGGAUUCCCCAGUUGGGAGCCCUGCAUCUUGGAAUUCUCACCCUCUUGCUCAAACAGGGAUGGAUGCUGCUCGAAUGAGAAAGAAAUGGGGAAGUGCUCAGAAACCAUUUCUUGUUGCUAAUGCAACCCAUAAUCAGCCACGUAGGGAUAUGACAAAAGGGAUCAAAAGGUUAUUGAAAUUUGGACGAAAAAGCCGUGGGACAGACAGUUUGGUGGACUGGAUAUCUGCUACAACUUCUGAGGGAGAUGAUGACACUGAGGAUGGCAGGGAUCCUGCAAGUCGUUCAUCCGAAGACUUGAGGAAGUCGAGAAUGGGAUUUCCGCAGGGCCACCCUUCUGAUGAUGGCUACAAUGAAAGUGAAUUGUUCAAUGAUCAGGUUCAAUCCUUACGUACUUCUAUUCCAGCAGCACCUGCGAACUUCAGAUUAAGGGAAGAUCAUAUGUCAGGAAGCUCCAUAAAAGCACCGCGAUCAUUCUUUUCACUCUCAUCAUUCCGAAGCAAGGGUAGCGACAACAAGCCUAGAUAAAAAAUCCCAUGUUGAAGAAACUCCAGGACAAUAAUUGUUGACUCAUCAUAAAGAGUAGGGUAAAAAGGAAUAUAUAUAUAUAUAUUAUAUAUAAUGUAAAAGAUACAGAUGCGACACGGUGAAGCAUAGAGGCCUUCUUCAUAAUUCUAGUAAGUUUUCUAUUGUUGUGUUGAGAUAUAUGUUGUAUAUUGGUAUCGCCUAUGGCAUAAAGUAAAUCAUUGUGAUUUUGGUAGUCCAGUCCAGAAUGGAGCCAGAGGCAUUCUUUUUUGUCCUUCUUUUUUAUUUUUUUUAUUUUGCUCUUGCCUUGUGAAUUGUGAUGUAUAUCACUUUGUUAAUCAAGAGUUAUUGACAAUGCGGAGUAAAA